Molecule: messenger RNA, 2420 nt
Organism: Dendrobium catenatum
Lineage: Eukaryota; Viridiplantae; Streptophyta; Magnoliopsida; Asparagales; Orchidaceae
Product: pentatricopeptide repeat-containing protein At1g26900, mitochondrial
Exons: 2
Coding region: 31-1755 (574 amino acids)
Biological process (GO): RNA modification
Molecular function (GO): protein binding; RNA binding
Source: RefSeq, a predicted model, not a curated record
CACUUUACAUUGCGCCACAACAAAUGGUUAAUGACGUUGGCUUCAACACAAUGCCGCCGAGCCCUCUUCAUUUUCUCCACCUCUCCUCACCAUCAGCAACCUCAACACAUCACCAAGCUCCUCCGCUCCUGCACCGCCGUCUCCGACCUCCAUCGCAUCCAUGCCGCCAUGAUCAAAACGGGCAUCGACCUCCUCCCCUUCCCCGCCGCCAAGCUCCUCGCUUCUGCCGCCCUUCUCGAUUUCGACCACGCGUUCUCUCUCUUCCGCCUUCUCCCUUCCCCGACGCUUUUCUCCUUCAACUCCAUUCUCCGAGCUCACUCUCUUGCCCCAGACCCGAACCUCCAGGAGACCCUUUCCAUCUUCAAUUCAAUAAGAGCCCGAGCCCUCUCGCUCGACCAGUUCUCAUUCAUCACCGCCCUCAAAGUCUGUAGUCGCAUACUGGCCAUCGCCACCGGGGAACAGCUGCAUUGUUUGGUAGCCAAGGCCGGUUUCGACUACUUUCUCAAUCUAAGGAAUAUGCUUUUGCAUUUUUACUGUGUGUGUGGAAGGGUUGCGGAUGCACAGCAGCUGUUUGAUCAAUUGCCUCAUAUAAAAGAUGCGGUUUCUUUCAGUACCCUAAUGGGAGGCUAUCUCCGGAUUUCACAGCCGGGGAAAGUUGUCGCCUUUUUAAGGGAUAUGUUUUAUUGUAGCAUGGAAUUGAGUCCAGCCAUCAUUGUCACCGCUUUCUCAGCAUUUAUAGAUGGUAAUUACAGCGGCGAACCCCUUCAUGGUUACUGCGUCAAGUCUGGGCUUAGCACCGAGCCUAAUGUGUCGACUGCAGUUGCAACUAUGUAUACAAAGGAUGGAAUGAUGGAACUCGCACGAAAAGUGUUCGAUGAGAUGACGAACAGAGACGUUGUUAUUUAUAAUUGCAUUAUGGAUGGGUAUGCUAAAGAAGGUUCAUUGGACGACUGCUUAGUUCUGUUGCAGAAGAUGAAAGGUGAUGGAGUUAAUUCAAAUGCUGCAACGCUUCUUGGUCCACUUGCAGCCUGUGCUUCCUCUGGAGCAUUGAGUAUUGGUCGGCAUAUCCAUGGCUAUGCAAAGGAGGAGAAGUUGGAAAUUCAAGCUUCUCUGGGAACAGCUCUGGUGGAUAUGUAUGUAAAGAAUGGCUGUCUUGAGGAAGCAAUCUUAGUUUUCAACCAAAUGCAGGAUAGAGAUGUCAAAGCCUGGACAGCCAUGAUCAUGGGCUUUGCAGUUCAUGGCAGGUCAGAGGAAGCUCUGCGGCUGUUUGAUGAAAUGGAAGAGAGUGGGGUAAGGCCUAAUGAGGUCACCUUACUUGCUGUUCUCUCUGCUUGCAGCCAUGGGGGACUACUAGGCUUAGGAAAAGAUUACUUCAAGAGAGUUGUUCUAGAGUACAGGCUAUGUCCUGGGAUUAAGCAUUAUGGAUGCAUUAUUGACUUAUUGGGUAGGGCAGGGUUUUUGCAAGAAGCUUAUGAGCUGGUGAAAAGCUUACCUUAUGGAGGAGAUGCCAUGGCUUGGCGAGCUUUGCUUGCAGCAUCUAGGGUUCAUGGAGAAAUAAGGAUAGGGAAGCUGGCCAGAGAAACUUUAGCGGCAAUGGGGGAGGAACACCCAACUGAUAGCAUCCUUCUAUCAAGCAGUUACGCCUAUGCAGGAAGAUGGGAAGAAGCCAGAAAAGUUAUGGAUUUGGAGUUGGUGGGGGAAGAGACUAUGAGCAAGGUUGCAGGAUGCAGCUCCAUUGAGAUGGCUGGUUUUUAGAGUUGACGAUGAAGAUUUUUUCUGUGGAAAUGGCAGAAGCUGAAGCCUCCAUUUGGGGCAGAGAAUUGAGGGCAUGACUUUUGUUCAAAGGAUUGCAGCUUAACUUGUAAUACUUUUAGCUAUUUCCUGAAGAAAAUUAUUUGGUUAAGAACGAUUUGAAAGAGAUGGCUCUCAAAAUUUAGAGCUAGAAACUGAGUCAAAAAGCCUAAGAAUUUUUUGUUUGGUUCAGACCAAUUCUUGUUUAUUGUGUGUGAACAUUACAGUCCUGUGAUACAGAGAAAAAUAUUUGUAUUGCAUCAUAGGCAUUCAUAGCUUAGUAAACUUGUGGCAUAAAUGUUCUUAGUAGUAUUUUUUGGAUGUAAGACAGUAAGUGUACUGUGAUGAAAAGUCUGGCAUGCCAUAUCUAUAUGCAUGUCCAUGUCGAUCUAUCAUAAUCUGUUAAUUAAUUUGUUAAUUAAUAAUUUGUCAAUCAAAUAUUAGUUGUAUUUAUUUGAAUUUAUUAAUUUGCUGGACUCGUUCUUGUCUUGUGGUUGCCGGUGGAUUUGAGCAAGAACCAAAAGAGCAGAGGUUUUAUUGAUAGAAGAUAGGUGGAAGAUUGAUCAGGUUAUAUCUCUCUAUGCUUAUUUCUUUAAGAAUUUAUUUCAGUUUUAAUGAUAAACCUAGAU